AUGGGAAGCUCCGACAUGGGACUAUCACUGCUGCCAUGGCGAAGUGGGGGUGUUGUCGGAGCUCCGUCGCGCGUUUAUGGCAGGCUGCAAAAAAGGAGCAAGCACAAGAUUGUGUAUGAUAGGAUAUGCAAUGUCCUAAAGUUCAAGAAUAUGCACAAUGUAGUGCAUAUUGAUGAGAAGUGGUUCUACAUCACCAAAGCAAACCACAAAUUUUACUUAACUCCAGAGGAAACUGAUCCACAUCGCGCAUGCAAGAGUAAGAAGUUUAUCAAAAAAGUUAUGUUCAGUUGUGCAGUGGUUAUGCCUCUAUUCAAUGAAGAUGGGAGUGUGUUAUUUGAUGGCAAGAUAGGGAUUUUCCCUUUCACUGAGAUGGUACCAGCCAAAAGAACAAGCAAGAACAGGCUGGCUGGAACAAUGGAGGAGAAGCCAAUCCAGUCCAUCACUAAAGGAGUGAUGAAGGACUGCUAUAUCUCCAAGUUAAUUCCAGCAAUUAUGGCCAAAUGGCCCCAAUUUGCAAGCAAAACUAUAUAUAUACAGCAAGAUAAUGCAAUGCCACAUAUUAAGGACAAUGAUCCAGAUUGGAGAGCUGCAACAACAACCAAUGGCUUUGAUAUCCAUAUUGUACAGCAACCUCCAAAUAGCCCAGACACCAACAUCAAUGACUUGGGUUGGUUUAGGGCUAUUCAAAGCUUGCAAGUACAGUCAGUUGCCACAAAUGAGCAUGAGCUAGUAAAAGCAGUUGAAAAUUCAUUUGAGGAGCUAAGUCCUCAUACUUUAAACUAUGUUUUCUUGAGCUUACAGGGAUGUUUAACUGAAAUCAUGAAAAUAAGAGGGCAGAAUUGUUACAAGCUUCCACACAUGAAGAAGGGAGUGCUUGCAAGACAAGGUGCACUUCCAAUGGCCUUAGAAGUGCCAAAAGAGCUUGUGGAAGAGUGCAUUGGCUAUUUAUUUGAAAAAGGAGUGGUGGAAGGCAUGGAGCAGUUGAAAAUGCAGUUGGGAUUAGACCCUUCUCCAUUUGAAGCAAUGGAGGCAGCCUUCAAUCAUUUGAAUAUGAUUGAGGAUGCCUCCAUUUAG
Molecule: messenger RNA, 1074 nt
Organism: Salvia miltiorrhiza (redroot sage)
Lineage: Eukaryota; Viridiplantae; Streptophyta; Magnoliopsida; Lamiales; Lamiaceae
Exons: 3
Coding region: 1-1074 (357 amino acids)
Molecular function (GO): nucleic acid binding
Source: RefSeq, a predicted model, not a curated record